AUGGACGGCGGCGGCGGCGCAGGAAACCGAGCGGAGGCGGAGCGGUGGCUGUAUACCGCCAACAAGCUGCUAAGCGCGCGUGACCUGCACGGAGCGCGCUCCUUCGCGAUUCGCGCGCGUGAAUCCGACCCGACUUAUGAGGCCUCCGAGCACCUCUUGACGGUGAUCGACACGCUCCUGGCGGGGGAGUCGCGAAUCAACGACCAGCACCGCGACUGGUACGGGAUCCUCCAAAUUCUCCGCUACACCACCAACAUGGACCACAUCGCCGCCCAGUACCGCCGCCUCGCCCUCCUCCUCGAUCCCAGCCGCAACCUCUUCGCGUUCUCCAGCCACGCCUUUUCACUCGUCCACGAGGCCUGGUCCGUACUCUCCAACCCCGCCAAGAAAGCCAUGUACGACAGCGAUCUCCGGCUACUCACCACUCCGCCGCCGCAGUCACCCCCGCGUCCUCCUCCGCAACCCAUGCCCAGGCGAAAUGCUAGAUCGAGGGAUGACUCGGCCGAGCCUCGGCCGAACCCCAAUCGUCCCGAGUCUACCGAGUCAACUCGGCAGACUCCAACCGUAGAAUCCGACGAGGGAACGAGUUUCUGGACCUCGUGCCCAUACUGUUACGUUUUGUAUGAAUAUCCGAAGGGUUACGAGGAGUGUACCUUGAAGUGUCAGAGUUGCCGGAGGGGGUUUCACGCGGUGGUGAUACGUUCGCCGCCGCCGUUUACUGGGAAAGAUGGUUCCUAUUGUAGUUGGGGUUUUUUCCCGUUAGGGUUUUCUGGGAAUUCGAAGGACGUGAACGGGGUUUCUUCCAAUUGGAACCCGUUUUCCCCUUUGUUUCCUUGCCCUUUGAGGGGGUCAUCUUAUAGGAAGCCUCAGAGGAAUUGGGAUUACUAUGAUGACGAGGCUGCCGCCGCGUUCAUCGAGUUAUCCGACCCGAGUGAUGAAGAUUCCGGUGAUGGGGAUUGGAGAGUUGUGAAGAGGAGGGGGAAGAAGAGGAGUAGAGGUAAUAAAAAUUCUGGUGAUGGAAGGAGGGAAACUGUGGAAAGACCUAGGAGGGGUGUUCGUACAGGGCAUGAGAAUGUGGGUUCUGGUGAUCCUGCUAGUGCUAGUGCUAGUGCUAGUGCUAAUACUAGUGCUGAUGCUAAUGCCAAAGCUAAUGCUGUCACUGCUUUGACUUCUGGUGCAAAGACGGAGCCUAGUAAGAAGGCUGCGUUGGGUGGUUCGAGAAGGAAGGGUGCUGGAAACUUGGGGAAGUUGGAUUUGAAUGUAGAGUUCAGCAAUGAGGUGGAGGAGCCUUCCCGUGGAGUGCGCGAUCGUGAAGGGAAUGCUGCUGGACAUGCUGAGGAUAAUAUUGAAGGGAUUGGGUUUUUUGAAGGCCUUGAUGAGUUUCUCAGUAGCUUGCCCAUUCUCAAUGUUGUGGGAGAUGAUAAGGUUAAGGGUCAUUAG
Sphenostylis stenocarpa is the source of this 1440-nucleotide messenger RNA. NCBI's taxonomy places the organism in Eukaryota, Viridiplantae, Streptophyta, Magnoliopsida, Fabales, Fabaceae. The record is from the annotation of a GenBank genome assembly.